AUGGCGCGUCCUAGGAGCAAGAAACGCACGGCUGCGGCGGCCGACGGCUCGACCGACACGGCGGCGGCGGCGGCGGCGACGACGUUGAGGCCGGGGAAGCGCGCCAGGGCGACGCCCAAUCCCGAGGCGGAGUAUUCCCGCGAGAAGCGGAAUCUGGAGGACCUUUGGCUGUCGGCCUUCUCCAUCGGGACCGAGUGGGAACACAUUGAUAAGAUACACGAGUUCAACUGGAACUUCCAAAAUAUAGAGAAAGCUCUAGAAGAAGGGGGAGACCUUUAUGGCAAGACGGUUUACUUAUUUGGAAGCACUGAACCUCAGCUAUUGAAUGUUGCUAAAGGUGAACAAAAGAGCGAAAAGAUGGUGUUUGUUCCUAUUGUAGUUGCGGUUGAUUGUCCUUACCCACCAUCAGAUAAAGUUGGUAUAAUAUCUGUCCAAAGGGAAAAUGAAGAAAUAGUACCAAUGAAGGCAAUGAAGAUGGACUGGGUGCCCUAUGUGCCACUAGAGGACCGGCUCAGCAGGAUUGAGAGUUUGGAAACCAAAAUAUUCACUCUUUGUUGCACCCAGCGAAGGUCUGCUCUGAAGCACCUGAAAACUGAGCGAGUCAAGAAGUUCGACUACUGCAUGCCAUAUUAUAUGCCACUUUCUCCUGAAGAUGACCAUGAUACAACUGUCGAUAUCAUAUAUCCUCUAGAACACCCGAUAGUGCAAUCCUUUGACUGGGAAAUGGAUAAUUAUAAGGAUUUUAUUGAUGACCUAGUUGAAGGUGAGGUGUUGCCAGAGGAUGAGAAAGAAAAUUUUAAGAAAUUCCUGAAGGAGAAGGUUAAAGAACGAAAGAUAGAGCUGAGACAGGCUAAAGAAGCCAGAAAGGAAGCUAUUGAUAAUAUGGACCCUAAGCUAAAGAAUGCAUUUGAAAACAUCCAAUUCUACAAAUUUUAUCCUGUAAAUGCCCUGGACGCUCCUGAUUUAAGCAUAAAAAAGAAAAAUUACAUCAACAGGUAUUAUGGGAAGGCACAUAAAUGGAUGUGAAGACCAAUGCGAGCAUUGUGAAUUAAGCUUCCUUUCUGACUUGGAAGAGCCAGUAAACAUUUGGAA
Lolium rigidum is the source of this 1092-nucleotide messenger RNA. Its product is annotated as protein HEAT INTOLERANT 4-like. Gene Ontology annotation, biological process: regulation of cellular response to heat. The record is from RefSeq and is a predicted model, not a curated record. The coding region runs from base 1 to 1026 and encodes 341 amino acids. NCBI's taxonomy places the organism in Eukaryota, Viridiplantae, Streptophyta, Magnoliopsida, Poales, Poaceae. The transcript is spliced from 14 exons.